CUUGGUAGUUGUUCUGUAGAUUUUUGCGUCUCUUUGUAGUUGUUUUCGGUUUCUUUGAAGUCUUUUCGUAGUUGUGUUGUUUAUAUGAUAGGUAUUAUAUGAUAAAAAGAAAAUGUUUGUCAAACCACAUCAGCCAGUAAUAAUAUUUUCAUAAUGAUGCUAAGUAGUAGUAAAAGCUUAAUAUUGCCUUUGAUGUGGGUAGUUAGCUCCCCCUUGAUGCUGCUGGUUGAACGUUACAUCAUAGCUGCAGUGUGUUUACAUCUUGCUGGUUGUGUUUUAAUCCUGUUUCAUGAUUAUCUCUUCAUGUUCAUGUUUGUGUCUCUGCAGAAUGCGACGUUUGUUGACAGUGACGCUGCUGCUGCUCGUGGCUCUGACGCUCCCCACCGAGGCCACUAGAAGAGCCAAGAACCACAAAGGUGGGAAACAUGAGAAGACUCGGCCGGCUUCAGAAUGCUCCGCUGCAGAGACUCAGUACGGGAAAUGUGUCCCUGAACACGGAGACUGUGGAGACGGUCUGAGAGAGGCCACCUGUAGAGACCAGACCGACAAGAUCCACUGCAAGAUCCCCUGUAACUGGAAGAAGGACAUCAGUGACUGUAAGUAUAAGUUCGGUCCGUGGGGAUCCUGCGACGUCGACACCAACACCAAGAGCCGGUCAGGAACCCUGAAGAGAGUGCUGUUCAACGCCGAGUGUCAACCCACCGUCAAGGUGUCCAAACCCUGCUCCCCCAAAGUGAAGAAGACCAGAGGGGAGAAGAAGUCAAACUGAAGGAUGAACAGAAGAAGACGGAUUUCUUCCUCCUCCUCUUCUCUUCUUCAUCAAAAGAAGAACGAGACUCCAAAACCUUUGAUUCUCUUUUGACUUCUUCUGAUUUGAUGUAUUUGUGUUUCUUUGGGUUAAAGUAAGGAGAGCUUUUCUCUAGAUGAUAAUACUAAUAACGAUGAUAAAUAUUAACUGUGUCCUUGUAGCUCGUAGUUAGUUGAACAGUACACGUAGUCCUCACAGCUUUUUACAGCAACUGAUGUUAAAUUAACAUCCAUCCAUUCUGAACCAGUUUUAAAAUAUGUACAAAAUUAGAAAUGAAUCUGUAACGGAAAAAUAAAAAUCCUCUAUGAAAUCUAUUUUUUUGAACUAUAGAUGAUUGACGUAAGAUGAGAACACAAUAAAUACUGAACGUUG
Molecule: messenger RNA, 1180 nt
Organism: Anarrhichthys ocellatus (wolf-eel)
Lineage: Eukaryota; Metazoa; Chordata; Actinopteri; Perciformes; Anarhichadidae
Product: midkine-like
Exons: 4
Coding region: 290-769 (159 amino acids)
Molecular function (GO): growth factor activity
Source: RefSeq, a predicted model, not a curated record